GAGUGGCUUGAUUAUCUGCCUUCCGCGUCGGAAGGCUGUUAUAUCGAAGGCACUUUAUAACAACAUAACUGAUUAACAUUAACAGCUAUUGUAAAAGUUAAAUGUUAAUAUGGAUUGGAAUCUGGUGCUCACUCAAGCGACCUAUCCGUUAUGCUAUGACACUCGUAUAGUAAUUCUUUGUUUUUCUGCACCGACAUAAGCACGUUUUUGUCCGUCAAAGUGUCAUGAACGUUUUAAACUUUGCAGACUUUGUUUUGCUUGUAUUUAUUAACAGUUUCGUCGUUGUGUGUGAAAUGCACAAAAUGCUUGUGCUACCAAACCACUGAGUCAUUUGAAAUCUCAAUGGUAUCAUUGCAAUCUAAUUACAUGAUAUUAAUUACACCAGCGUUUUGAGCUGGAAAGGUUCAAUGCUUUAAUAAAUAUUUUGGUCGAAAAAUGGGUCAAAAUAUGGUCAAUUUUUUUUUUACUAAAAACGCUCAUGAAAACGUUGACCGCGAGAUCUCUUAGACGUUAAAGAAUUUUGUGACAAUAUUCUACCCACUGCAUUAUUAUUAUGUAACCCUAAAAAGAAUCUGAACAAAAUCUGAGAGGGUCGAUGAAGACUCGCAUUUUAAUACUGCAUGGUUUUCAGAUGGAUGCUCUCUUAAACAGUUAAGUUUCACCACUUGCUCAUCAGGUUCACAGAGGUUUACAAAGGCCAUCUUCAGAGACACCAAAGAGUAGCGCUCUUUACUGUGUCUCCAUAGAAAUUCGAGAGUACAUGAAAAGCUCCUGUGUUUUUAACAAACUUGCUCUAGCGCUUAAUGUUAUUCUUAGCGCUUAAAGUCAUUCUUUUUCCCUUAUUCCUCGCAUCUAAAUUCAGAUGGAAAGCCCUAAUAGGUUUACUUUUUGGCUUGGUGUGUGCAUUUCAGUUUUGCGGCUGAAGAAAAACGAAAGGUGACCGGGAAGUGACUGAGAUGUUGUUUGAAAAGACGAUAGUCUGAUCAUAAUGAAAUGUUUUCAUGGCAGCUGAAAAUACUGCCAGGAAAAAUAGUCAAACUCAUUGAUAAUUUUACUGAUGCUGAAGGAAAUAUCGGCACACAAACACACAGAAAACAAACAAACAAGAUUUAAAUUUUGUAGUUGCACAAUAAAUACUAUGAUAAAGGGUGUGAGUUAUUUGAUCGGGAAGUGCUGCAGGAAGUUCGAGACAGAAGGAAACCAAGUCAGUAGUGUAAACCUGAUACAAAUCGAUUAUAGGUUUUAUAGGUAUGAGGAAAUUCUGAUUCUUUCAACUCAGGUGUAAGUCAGAGAGUUGAUAAAAGGAAUCCCGGCCUCGUGACUGGGCACGUCACUUCGCCUGUUUAUUAUCAAAAUGAGCAAAAACGAGUAUUGUCGACGUUCUCAUAAAAAAAGCAAAGACGUUUUCCAAUCACUAUGUUUUUUCUCCAGUGCAAACAAUUUUUCACAAUUCUGGAAUUGAGCAAACUAAGGUCUCUAAUGACUUCCUAUUAAGACAGCCUUUGUUCUACCCGCCUAGCGCCUGUCGCACCAUAAUCUAUUCUGAAACAUAAAAGAUCCGCAGACGUCCCAUUCCUAGACUACGAGUAGUCCCUUUUUCGCUUAGUCCGUUGUGCGUGGCCCGAAAGUAAACCGCGAGAAAAAAAUGGCCGCGCGGACUCCUGGGAGCGAGACGCGCGCUCGUGGUUUAUUUACGGUCACGCUCGACGGACUAAGCGAAAGAGGGACUUCUCGUAGUCUAUCCCAUUACUGACGGAAGAAGAAAAUUACGACCUUUACGAGCGGACUAAACAUUUCUUAAAAGCGAAAAACAAGGGAACUUUGAUGUACUCCGAUUUCUAUGGAAACAAAGAAGAAAACAACUCGGCUACUCUUUGGCGUCUCUGAAGAUGGCGGUUGUAAAACUUUGUGAAUCUGAUGAGCAAGUGGUGAAAUUUAAAUUUUGACUGUUUAAGUUUUGCCGUUGCGUUGCAAAGGAAAGUCACUGACAGUGGAUCGACAAUACUUCCUUCAGCUAUGUUGUUAAAGGAAGAGUUGAAAAUGGGUCUUGACCUUGUUAAUCGUCAGCUCUAUUAGGCCGUUCAUUAAUUAAACAUAGGGGUGGGCUGGAGGAAAACUAAACAAUAUUCAAACAAAAUUCCCUGCCCCCCAUGGACUGUAAUUUUUUUCAAGUCCCCCAAAUUUUCUUUACAUAUAUUUCCGAGCUCCCCCUCCCCUACCUUCACCUUUCCAACAACCUGGUUAACCAAGAAAAAACCGAAUGUACCUUUUUAAUAUUAGUGGAGAAUAACAGUUGAAACCCUACUGGCCACUCUACCAGACCGCGUUGUGACUGUUUUGUGACUGUUUUUGGGAGUCCCCCCCUCCUUGUUGAAAAUUUUUUCGAUACCCCCCCUAAUUUUCCUCCGGGGGGCCCACUGACCCAUAAUUAAUGAACGGUCUCUAAAAUAGAUCAUGACAUUGACGCGUAAUGUUUUUUCAGAUGUUAUGAUAUACUUUAACAUAUCCUGGUUUGCUUCUGUGAACACGUGAUCAGGAAGAGCUAAUAAUGGGUGAAACAAGGUCACAAACUAGUAUAUGUACAGGUGCUCGUACAGAUAGAUUUUUAAAGUCAAGGCUGCAUUCAGGAGGAACAGAAACAUCGUAAGAAGAAAACUUAAGUGCGGUGAGUCUAAAGGAUCAGCUUAAAAUGAAAUUUGUCAUUUUGACCAUUUUGCUUGUUACUUAAUUGAGGGCUUUUUGUACUGUGUCCCUUGUGUCUUUUAUACUACAACCCAUCUACGUUAACUGGGUAUUUUCGUCCUUGUAAAUUCUUUGUGUUCUGUCUUUUAGUUGCUGAAUUCGCUUGGUCAGUUGGAUAUCAAGAGAGUUUAACCACUUGACAGUGAAAGUUACUGAAGAGAAAGGAACCAAGAUGUUUCGUGCUGUGACCUUCAUCGUAGUUUUUUGCUCAUUAUUCUUUGCCAUCGAUGCCACUGCUGAAGAGUCCUUGGAGCUAAGGAUAUCUAAUCGCGACUUUCGACCCUCGCACUCUCAGAUGAUUGAAAUGUUAAAGGAAGCAGACCUUGAGAGUCAUGGCUACGAAAAGCAAGUUACUUCAAGUUUAACACAAAUGCCGGGGAGUGACGAGAAGAGUUACGAAAGAACUCACCUGUACUACAAGAUUGUGAGCUGUUCGCAGUUGCAGGAGAUUUACCAAGAAAUACACCGUUUGCUGCCAGGUGCCUUUGAAUCGGAUAUGGUCAUGAAGUAUGAAAAGGAAGUCAAAUACAGUCAUCUGGACAGCAUGCAACUUUGUCGAGCAGGAGUGGAAGUUCAUUUUAGGGAUGACAGGUGCCAUGAGAAUGGAAAAAUCUCUGAAUGCCGUCAGAAACGCGGUUAUGGAGAUGUCGUCGUCUGCGAGGUAGUCAAGGGCGUAGUCGUUGUUUGAAACCUAACUGGCCAACAGCAGAACUUUAGCGGUAUAAUUCUUAAGUAGUUAUCAAUGAGUUCAUCGUUUAUAGUUUAAAGUUGUCUCAAUAGUAUAACUCAGCUUCUCUUGGCACAUAAAAAAUGAUAAAAAACUUUGAUUCUUAGCUAUAGAACGGUUGAAAUCACGCGUUCAAGUAAUCAUUAAAU
Messenger RNA from Orbicella faveolata, 3618 nucleotides. RefSeq lists its product as uncharacterized. Lineage: Eukaryota; Metazoa; Cnidaria; Anthozoa; Scleractinia; Merulinidae. The record is from RefSeq and is a predicted model, not a curated record.